GUAGCUGUAGUAGCCGUAGUACCUGUAGUAGCUGUAGUAGCUGUAGUACCUGUAGUAGCUGUAGUAUCUGUAGUACCUGAAGUAGCUGUAGUACCUGUAGUAGGUGUAGUACCUGUAGUAGCUGUAGUAGCUGUAGUACCUGUAGUAGCUGUAGUACCUCUAGUACCUGUAGUAGCUGUAGUAGCUGUAGUAGCUGUAGUAGCUGUAGUACCUGUAGUAGGUGUAGUACCUGUAGUAGGUGUAGUAGCUGUAGUACCUGUAGUACCUGUAGUACCUGUAGUAGCCGUAGUAGCUGUAGUAGCUGUAGUAGCCGUAGUACCUGUAGUAGCUGUAGUAGCUGUAGUAGCUGUAGUAGCUGUAGUACCUGUAGUAGCUGUAGUAGCUGUAGUACCUGUAGUAGCUGUAGUAGCUGUAGUACCUGUAGUAGCUGUAGUAGCUGUAGUAGCUGUAGUACCUGUAGUAGCUGUAGUAUCUGUAGUACCUGUAGUAGCUGUAGUACCUGUAGUAGGUGUAGUACCUGUAGUAGCUGUAGUAGCUGUAGUACCUGUAGUAGCUGUAGUACCUCUAGUACCUGUAGUAGCUGUAGUAGCUGUAGUAGCUGUAGUAGCUGUAGUACCUGUAGUAGGUGUAGUACCUGUAGUAGGUGUAGUAGCUGUAGUACCUGUAGUACCUGUAGUACCUGUAGUAGCCGUAGUAGCUGUAGUAGCUGUAGUAGCCGUAGUACCUGUAGUAGCUGUAGUAGCUGUAGUAGCUGUAGUAGCUGUAGUACCUGUAGUAGCUGUGGUAGCCGUAGUACCUGUAGUAGCUGUAGUAGCCGUAGUACCUGUAGUAGCUGUAGUAGCUGUAGUAGCUGUAGUACCUGUAGUAGCUGUAGUAUCUGUAGUACCUGAAGUAGCUGUAGUACCUGUAGUAGGUGUAGUACCUGUAUAUUAGUAGCUGUAGUAGCUGUAGUACCUGUAGUAGCUGUAGUACCUCUAGUACCUGUAGUAGCUGUAGUAGCUGUAGUAGCUGUAGUAGCUGUAGUACCUGUAGUAGGUGUAGUACCUGUAGUAGGUGUAGUAGCUGUAGUACCUGUAGUACCUGUAGUACCUGUAGUAGCCGUAGUAGCUGUAGUAGCUGUAGUAGCUGUAGUACCUGUAGUAGCCGUAGUACCUGUAGUAGCUGUAGUAGCUGUAGUAGCUGUAGUAGCUGUAGUACCUGUAGUAGCUGUGGUAGCCGUAGUACUUGUAGUAGCUGUAGUAGCUGUAGUACCUGUAGUAGCUGUAGUAGCUGUAGUAGCUGUAGUA
This is a messenger RNA of Porites lobata, 1286 nucleotides long. The record is from the annotation of a GenBank genome assembly. NCBI's taxonomy places the organism in Eukaryota, Metazoa, Cnidaria, Anthozoa, Scleractinia, Poritidae.